GCUGUCUGGAGAAGGAACCCUUCAAACCUGAGACAACUAGAGCAUUUUGCUCACGAGAAAUGGGUCUCAGGCCUCAAAAGGUUGUGAAACAAAAUAUUACGUUAAGGGUACCAUCAUUUUUGUUCAGUGCCUCCUGACCCCUCUUUGAAGCAUCCAGUAGGAAUGCCCCAGCCUUGGCCUUUACAUCCACAGAAAGCCCACCACCUACCUCCUCAACUCCCUCUUUUCCACACACGCCAUGCAGAGGAGAGCGCAGAGCGUCCUCAUCUAGUGACCAUCAUUCGGCCUGGGGAUCAAAGUACAAUGAGAAAGGUGACCGUGCUCCUAAACCGCAGAGGUGUAGUGUCUUUUGAGCAGCUGCUACUGGAUCUCUCUGAGGCUUUGGGGUUUCCUCGAUGGCACCGAAACAGAGUCACACGACUUUAUACUGUCCACGCUCGUGAGGUGAAAGGUGUGUGUGACUUUUUCUGUGGAGAAGUGGCAUUUCUUGCACUGGGGAAGGCCCGUCCAGACCUGAGCAGUGUACAGGAGGCGCUGGAGGAGCUUUUCCCAGAUAACACUCAUUAUCAAGCAGGUGCAUUGACAUCAUGGGAGAAGAGGCUGCGUCCAUCACCCGACAAAGCAGCCAAGGCUGACAGUGGAUACAGUGAGGGCACAGACAGCAGCGGGACACAAACAAAUCAAGAGGAACAAAAGCACACAAAUACUCAGAUUAAAAAUCCCAAAAAUAUCAGCAGACAACAAAAAAAUUCAAAAAAUACCAGAAAACUACCUGUUCCCAAUAAUCUUCAGAAACUUAGAGUAAAAAUUGGUCAGAUGCAAAGGCCUUCCUCUGUUAUCGGGCCUUUUAAACACCAAGAUCUUAUAAGGGACUUAGAUGUGCCCUCACCAACAUUGUGCGGUAACUGCUUGGCAAGACAAGCCAGAUGCCAACCUCAGGAACAAAGUAAUGUUCUCUCUGGGAAGGCCCCACUUCCUCCCGUCAUGAAGAAACCAACAGGGAGGGUCCCUUCACCUGAAGAAAGGACAAAGUUUGAUGCUCAGCCUGCAGCUCUUUCCGCGAGUUUAAAUGAUGAUGAGGUAUUUGUCCAAUCACAUCAUCAUAUCAUGAGUCCAGCAAUAAUAGAGCCACACAGACCAAUGGAGAGCUUUGCAUCUCCUCUAAGGGAGAGUAAUGUCACUCUGUCAGAUAUUGAGCAGUGUUAUGAAAUCGGGCGAGUGGUUGGUGAUGGGAACUUUGCUGUGGUACGAGAGUGUCGCCAUCGUGACAGUGGACAAACUCUUGCUCUGAAGAUCAUAGACCGCUCAAAGCUGAUUGGUCGAGAACACAUGAUGCAGAAUGAGCUGAGUCUGUUGGGAAGCCUACGUCACCCACGAAUAGUGCGUCUUUUUGCACACCACCACACGGACACACAUUCAUACCUGGUGAUGGAGUUUGUGUGUGGAGGAGACCUGUUUGAGGCCAUCAGCGAGAAAGGCAAGUUUUCUGAGGUGGAGGCAGGAAUGAUGGUGUCAGACAUAAGCCAAGCUCUGAGUUAUAUUCACUGUAAGAGCAUCGUCCACCGAGACCUCAAACCGGAAAACCUGCUGAUUGAGCGCCAGAGUGACUGCAUCUACAGACUGAAAUUGGGGGACUUUGGUCUUGCCAUGGUUGUAACCGAACCAGUCUUCACUAUUUGUGGCACACCCACAUAUGUGGCUCCAGAGAUUCUGCUCGAGACAGGUUAUGGGGUCCCUGUUGAUAUCUGGGCGCUUGGGGUUCUUCUCUACAUUCUUUUGUGUGGUUUCCCACCAUUUCGCAGUCAUGAAAGAGACCAGGAAGAGCUUUUCCAGCUAAUAAAACAGGCACAUUUGCACUUUCUAUCACCAUACUGGGACCCCAUUUCAGAAGAGGCCAAGCAUCUUGUUCGAAUGCUUCUUCAGCCUGAUCCCUUACUGAGGCUGACUGCUGAACAAACCCUGAUGCAUCCAUGGGUGAAAGCUAUGACUUCCAUUUGCCAACAGGGGGUGCUAACAGAGGAGAAACACAGAGCUCCAAAGGCAGAGGAACAAUCAGAGAGACUCCCUAAACCUGCUGCAGCCACCCUGUCAGACAAUAAACUUAUCAGCAUUGAGGGUGUGCCCAUUUACAAUGCAGAGCUGAGCAUUGAAAGACAGUCUAAAAUGGAUGCAAACAGGAGACAGAGCAUAAAGACACCAUCACCAGCAAAAAUACAACAAGAACAGCUCAAACGCACAGGUGAAUCCAUGCAAAAAUGA
Messenger RNA from Boleophthalmus pectinirostris (great blue-spotted mudskipper), 2259 nucleotides. It is a transcript of the gene dclk3, whose product is annotated as doublecortin-like kinase 3. Gene Ontology annotation, biological process: intracellular signal transduction; protein phosphorylation. Bases 163 to 2259 code for a protein of 698 amino acids. The record is from RefSeq and is a predicted model, not a curated record. The transcript has 7 exons. Lineage: Eukaryota; Metazoa; Chordata; Actinopteri; Gobiiformes; Gobiidae. Gene Ontology annotation, molecular function: protein kinase activity; ATP binding.